Zingiber officinale is the source of this 1553-nucleotide messenger RNA. Its product is annotated as mediator of RNA polymerase II transcription subunit 27-like. The record is from RefSeq and is a predicted model, not a curated record. The transcript is spliced from 8 exons. Gene Ontology annotation, cellular component: mediator complex. Gene Ontology annotation, molecular function: transcription coactivator activity. The coding region runs from base 1 to 1179 and encodes 392 amino acids. Lineage: Eukaryota; Viridiplantae; Streptophyta; Magnoliopsida; Zingiberales; Zingiberaceae. Gene Ontology annotation, biological process: regulation of transcription by RNA polymerase II.
AUGGCGCAAUUUCAGCAGUCAAUCACCGCUGGGACGGCGGUUGCGACGACGCAGUCUCAGGAUCUGAUGGAAUCGAAUGGCGAAGUUUCUUCGCAGGCUCCUCCGAAGCAGGUGGCUCUGGCCAUGGAGCGGCUGGCUUCCGCCGCCCGAAUCAUAGCCGACAUUCGGCUUGGUGCCGACCGCUUGCUGGAGGCGCUGUUAUUAUCGGCCGACGAUCCUCAGCAGUCGAUUGACAGGGUCGCCCAGCUUCUCCGCAAGGAGGACACCUCGAUGCGCCAGCACUUCAACGAUCUCCGCGGACUCGUCUUGGGGAUUGCACAUGCCCCUUGUUUGCCCGGAUGGUGCAGUUGUUGCAUAUGCAUGGAAACGACAACUUGCAGGACAGCUCUCAAGGCAUUCACUGAUCAGAAAAAGCGAUUUUUCCCUCACCUAGAAGAUGAAGUAUCAGGAGAUGGAGAGCCUGAAAAUGCCAAAAAAUGGUUAGACUCCCAAGGUUCUGUCAGGACUCGAAAAGCUGACCAUAAGGAGAAGAUGUCAUUAUUUGAGGUUCUCAAAGAUUUGGAGUGUGAGUUCCCAAAUAUAAGAAUCUUCACUUAUCAGCGUCUAGAUUGGUCAAAAAGAGCUUCUUCAUUGUCCUCUAUUGUAAGUGAAAAUUCAGACUCAUUUAAGAAUCAGAGUUUGAAUCACUCAAGCUACACAAGCGCUGGGGUAUCUAAUGUUGCUGUAGUAGAUCAAGCAGCUGUGAUUGAAUUGCUGGUUCCUUUUAUCUUCAGAGCUGUGGUAUCAUUGCAUCCGGCAGGCUCCAUAACCCCUGAUGCCCUGGCAUUUUUUUCUACUGAUGAGGGUGGCAACUACAUGCAUUCAAGGGGUGUAUCAGUACAUCAUGUGUUUAGACAUGUCACAGAGAAUGCUGAUAGAGCAUUGCAGUACUUUCUCAGUGUGGAAAGUAAUCAUUCACUUACUCUACUUCUGCGUUGGAUCUGCAGCCAUCAAACAUUAUUUUCAAAAACAUGCAGUAAAUGUGGUCGUCUUUUAAGGAUGGACAAGUCACUAGCUUUGCUUUUGCCUCCUGUUCAUCGUGCCUUUUGGGAAAUGUCUGCAUCCAAUUCUAGCCAAAUGAAAUUGGCUCCAGAUUCUGUUUCUGCUUAUCAUAUUGGGUGUUCUGCUGAUGAAUUCUGAUGAAAUUAACACCUAUUGUUGUCAGCUUAAAACGUCCUAAAAUAGUGCUACUGAUGAAAUCUGGCUAAAUCUAUCGACAUCUUCGAGGAGACAAUAUCAAGUCAUCCAUAGGCUUCUUGAAGGCACAUAAUUAAGCUGAACCAACCAAUAGGAAGAGGGAAGUCAGAUUUAACUAGUGUUUUUCCUCUCUCCAAACAAUUUUUUGAGUAUUUAGUUUGCUGAGGUGAGAUCAAAGUUGUCAUUUCCUUUUUGUGUGGCAACUCUGAGUAGUUGUUGCCCAAUCUAGUUUCCAUGACAGAUGAGACUUAACAUGUGACCUAGACGUUCUGUAAAUCCCUCUCUCUCUUCAUUGAUCUAUGAACAUUGAAUGGCAA